AAAUAUCACUCAAAUCCAUAGUCAUGUUACUUAAACCAGUUCUGAUUUCUGAACACACAUUGAGACACAGAGAGAGAUAAUGGAUUUCAAAGAGUUGAAAAAAGCGGUGGAGGAGGUGGAACUGGUGGAUGCUCAUGCUCACAACAUAGUUUCCCUGGACUCCAACCUUGCUUUCAUCCAUGCCUUUUCUGAAGCCUCUGGUGAUGCCCUUGCUUUCUCGCAACACUCUCUAUCCUUCAAGAGAAAUUUGAGAGAAGUAGCUGAGCUGUAUGGAUCCGAGUUAUCUUUGCAAGGUGUGGAAGAACACCGAAGGGUCUCUGGGUUGCACUCCACCUGUUCGACAUGUUUCAAAGCUGCAAGAAUCUCUGCCAUACUCAUUGAUGAUGGCUUAGAAUUGGACAAAAAGCAGGAUAUAGAAUGGCAUAGGAGUUUUGCACCUCUUGUUGGUAGAAUCUUAAGAGUUGAACGACUGGCCGAGAAAAUCCUUGAAGAAGAUUUGUCAGAUGGAUCUUCUUGGACAGUGGAUUCAUUUACUGAAGCAUUUGUCUCAAAGUUGAAAUCAGUUUCUGGUGAGAUCUUUGGAUUGAAAAGCAUAGCUGCCUACCGCAGUGGCUUAGAAAUCAAUACAAAUGUAACUAAAAAAGAUGCUGAAGAGGGUAUAAGACAGGUUUUAACUGCUGGGAAGCCUUUCCGUAUAGCAAACAAAGAUCUUAUUGACUACAUCUUUUUGCAAAGUUUGGAAGUUGCUCAAUCCUAUGACCUGCCAAUGCAGAUACACACAGGCUUUGGGGAUAAAGAUUUGGAUAUGCGUCUGUCCAAUCCGCUUCAUCUCCGUGCAGUUCUUGAGGACAAGAGAUAUUCAAAGUCUCGGAUUGUUCUUUUACAUGCAUCCUAUCCAUUCGCAAGGGAAGCAUCAUAUCUAGCAUCUGUUUACUCCCAGGUUUACCUUGACUUUGGGUUGGCAAUUCCAAAGCUUAGUGUACAUGGGAUGAUUUCUUCACUUAAAGAGCUAUUGGAACUGGCUCCAACAAAUAAGGUGAUGUUUAGCACUGAUGGCUAUGCAUUUCCUGAAACCUUCUAUUUAGGUGCAAAGAAGUCUCGCGAAGUUGUUUUCGCCGUUCUACGUGAUGCAUGCAUCGAUGGUGAUCUUUCAAUUCCAGAGGCUGUGGAAGCUGCAAAAGACAUCUUCGCAAGAAAUGCAAUCCAUUUAUAUAAGAUUACUUCUGCUAACUGUGGUGUUAGUUCGCAUAAUAAUUUGCCCCAAAGGUUGAGUAAUGGCUUAGAGACUGAUGUAUCGUUUGUUCGAAUUAUAUGGGUUGACAAUUCAGGACAGCACAGAUGUCGUGCUGUUCCUAGAAAGCGUUUCAAUGAUGUUGUUACAAAGAAUGGGGUUGGUUUAGCAUUUGCAAGCAUGGGAAUGUCUUCCUUUAUGGAUGGGCCUGCAGAGGGGUCUGGUCUAAGUGCAGUUGGGGAAACAAGAUUAAUGCCUGAUUUGUCUACUAAAAGGAGUAUCCCUUGGAACAAGCAAGAUGAAAUGGUUUUAGCUGAUAUGAAUGUCAAACCUGGUCAAGCAUGGGAAUAUUGCCCAAGAGAGGCCUUAAGAAGAGUUUCUAAAAUUCUGAAAGAUGAAUUUGACUUGGUAAUGAAUGCAGGAUUUGAAAAUGAGUUUUAUCUCUUGAGGAGCAUAACAAGGGAUGGGAAAGAAGAAUGGGUUCCAUUUGACUCAAGUCCUUACUCCUCCUCAUCAGCAUUUGAUGCUGCUUCUCCCUUACUUCGUGAAGUUGCUGCUGCUCUUCAUUCCUUGGGAAUUUCAGUAGAACUGUUACAUGCAGAAGCUGGAAAAGGUCAAUUUGAGCUGGUUCUGGGACAUUCUGUUUGUACUAAUGCUGCAAACGACUUAAUUUACACCCGUGAAACUGUUAAGGCCAUCGCCAGAAAACAUGGCUUGUUGGCAACUUUUCUUCCAAAGUACGCAUUAGAUGAUUUUGGUUCUGGAUGCCAUGUGCAUCUUAGCUUGUGGCAGAAUGGCCAAAAUGUAUUUAUGGCAUCUGAUGGAUCAUCAAAGCAUGGAAUAUCAACUGUGGGAAAGGAAUUUAUGGCUGGAGUUCUAUAUCAUCUUCCUUCGAUUUUUCCAUUUGUAGCACCACUUCCUAUCAGUUAUGAUCGGUUACAGCCCAACACAUGGAGUGGUGCAUACCAGUUUUGGGGAAAUGAAAAUAAGGAGGCUCCAUUACGAGCUACAUCUCCACCUGGAACUCUUGAUGGUUUGGUGAGUAACUUUGAGGUUAAAUCAUUUGACGGUUGUGCAAACCCGUAUUUGGGUUUAGCUGCCAUAGUUGCUGCUGGCAUUGAUGGGCUUCGUAGGCAUCAUCCUCUUCCUGAGCCUGUUGAUGCAGAUCCAAAUCCAGAAAACCUUCAGAGAUUGCCAAAAUCACUUUCUGAGUCUCUGGAAGCGCUCAAUAAGGAUGACUUCCUUAAGGAAUUUAUUGAUGAUAAGUUGCUGACUGCCUUUAAGGCAAUUCGAAAGGCUGAGAUUGAUCAUUAUUCAAAGAACAAGGAUGCAUACAAGCAACUCAUACACCGUUAUUGAGCUAGUUGAUUUUGUUCCUGUGCGCAAGACCGGUCAGAGAAUAAUUUGGAUUCUGGCGGAUUCUUCAGAAUAAAGAUUAGUCAUUGCUUGCAUUUUCACUUCAGUUUAAGGCUAGUAAAACACAGUUAUGGCCUGUUAAAUUUUAAAAUGGUGCAUCCUUGUAUAAGUUUUAGCUUAGCUUUAUUUUCUUCUUGUUGCCAUAGUAAGAUAUGAAAUCCAAUGUUCCUGUGCUCAACUUUCACCUUCAACUUCAACUUCAACUUCUUAUUUACUGAUCCAAGUAGAAUUUGCGUAAGCUGCUGAAAGCCUAAUAUCAUUCCUGAUGCAUCUUUUUUUGGUA
This is a messenger RNA of Lotus japonicus, 2930 nucleotides long. RefSeq names its product protein fluG. Gene Ontology annotation, molecular function: hydrolase activity; glutamine synthetase activity. The record is from RefSeq and is a predicted model, not a curated record. Bases 80 to 2590 code for a protein of 836 amino acids. NCBI's taxonomy places the organism in Eukaryota, Viridiplantae, Streptophyta, Magnoliopsida, Fabales, Fabaceae. The transcript has 18 exons.